This is a messenger RNA of Octopus sinensis (East Asian common octopus), 1644 nucleotides long. Its product is annotated as probable imidazolonepropionase. Gene Ontology annotation, molecular function: imidazolonepropionase activity. The transcript is spliced from 8 exons. Gene Ontology annotation, cellular component: cytoplasm. The coding region runs from base 111 to 1436 and encodes 441 amino acids. Lineage: Eukaryota; Metazoa; Mollusca; Cephalopoda; Octopoda; Octopodidae. The record is from RefSeq and is a predicted model, not a curated record.
UCUGUUCAUAAGUUCACACACAGAACUGUAAUUAAUUAAUUGUAGCAUAGCAUUGUUUUCUAUCAUUACAUAUCAUUUCAUUUCUUAAAACAUUUGCAAAAGGAAUAGUUAUGUCCAGUGAGAAGAAAUAUCGUUUACUGGUGCGUUCAGCACAACAAAUUGUUACUGUGUGCAACACUGGCAAAAAUGUACUUGCUGGAAAGGAGAUGAAUGAGUUGCAAGUGUUAAAUGCUAAAGACAAUGACAGCCUUAGCCUUGUAGUUGAUAGAAUUGGAAAUAUAUUAGAAAUAGGUGACACCAAAGAAAUUCUACUCAAGUAUCCUGUUUCUCAAUUCAAGAAGGUAAUAGAUGCCAAAGGAAUGUGUAUUUUGCCAGGUUUUGUAGAUGCGCACACACACCCAGUGUGGGCUGGGGACAGGGUUCAUGAAUUUGCUAUGAAGUUGUCUGGUGCUAGUUACAUGGAAGUACACCAAGCUGGUGGAGGCAUCCACUUCACUGUGGAGCAUACUCAGAAAGCUUCAGAAGAUGAACUACUUGAAAGUUUAAAGGAGAGACUGUGGCAGAUGUUACAGGCUGGGACGACAUUGGUGGAGUGCAAGUCAGGCUAUGGUUUAAACACAAAUACCGAAGUCAAGAUGCUUACAGUGAUAGAGAGAGCCAGGAAAGAGGUCCCUAUUGAUAUAUCAAGCACUUUUUGUGGAGCUCAUGCAGUACCAAAAGAUAAAACUGCUGAAGAAGCAACAUAUGAUGUAAUAAAUAAUCAACUUGUUCGUGUUAAAGAACUAAUGGAUUCCGGGAAACUACAUGUUGACAACAUUGAUGUCUUCUGUGAAAAGUUUGUAUUUGAUAUCAACCAAUCUAGAGCCAUCUUAGAAGCUGGUCAAAAAUGUGGACUUGCAAUUAAUUUCCAUGGAGAUGAACUUAACCCACUUAAAGGAGCUGAGAUGGGAGCUCAGCUUGGUGCUCUUGCCAUAAGCCAUCUUGAAGAAAUUUCUGAUGAAGGUAUGCAAGCGAUGGCAAAAGCUGGUUCUGUUGGAGUCAUUUUACCCACUACAGCUUACAUACUACGACUGAAACCACCAGAUGUUGUUAAAAUGAUAAAUACAGGAAUGGCCAUUGCAUUAGGUUCAGAUUUCAACCCAAAUGCUUAUUGUCUGUCAAUGCCUCUGGUAAUGCAUUUGGCUAGUGUCAACUUGCGAAUGAGUCUCCAACAAUCUUUGGUAGCUUCAACAAUCAAUGCAGCUAAAGCUCUGGGAAAGUCUACCACUCAUGGAAGUUUGGUUCCUGGGAAAGUUGCAAAUUUAGUUCUGAUAAAAGCAACAAGAUGGGAACAUUUGAUCUAUCAAAUGGGCUGUUAUACAGACUUGAUAAAAUAUGUUAUUGUUCAUGGCAAUGUUGUUGUAGAUAAGCACAAUUCAAACCUUUCAAAAUAUUAAUCACACUUACAACCAUGCAACCAUACUUACAACAAUGCAAGGAGACAAAUAUAGAAAGCAACUUCACAAACAUUUCCAGAUAUAUGGAACAAGGAAUCAAUGAAGAUUUUAACAGAUUUAGAAUUACACCAAAUGGCUGUUUAUGUCCUUAAAAUAAAUCUUGCUUCUCAAAUAAGUUAAUAAUAAUAAAGUUAUCAAGCAAAUUUGU